ACACAAAACCCCAGGUCACAGCUCCGGGCUGCGGGCUGCGGGCGGCCGGCGCGGAGGCUCGGCGCCCAGCCGGGACCCCCGCCGCCCCGCGCGAUGAGCCAGGUGCUGGGGAAGCCGCAGCCGCAGGACGAGGGCGACGCGGACGACGACGAGGAGGACGAGCUGGUGGGCUUAGCGGACUACGGGGACGGGCCCGACUCCUCGGACGCCGAGCCGGACAGCGGGGCGGAGGAGGGAGUGCUGGACUUCAGCGACCCCUUCAGCAGUGAGGUGAAGCCCAGAAUUCUGCUCAUGGGCCUGCGGAGGAGCGGCAAGUCAUCCAUCCAGAAGGUGGUCUUUCAUAAGAUGUCCCCCAAUGAGACGCUGUUCCUGGAGAGCACGAACAAGAUCUGCCGGGAGGACGUUUCCAACAGCUCCUUCGUCAAUUUUCAGAUCUGGGACUUCCCGGGACAGAUUGACUUUUUUGACCCUACCUUCGACUACGAGAUGAUCUUCAGGGGCACAGGAGCGCUGAUCUUUGUCAUUGACUCUCAGGAUGACUACAUGGAAGCAUUGGCCCGGCUCCACCUCACAGUGACCAGGGCCUACAAGGUCAACGCUGACAUCAACUUCGAGGUGUUCAUUCAUAAAGUGGAUGGACUGUCAGAUGACCACAAAAUUGAAACCCAAAGAGAUAUUCACCAGAGGGCAAAUGAUGACCUUGCAGAUGCUGGAUUAGAAAAAAUCCACCUCAGCUUUUAUCUGACAAGCAUAUAUGAUCACUCAAUAUUUGAAGCUUUUAGCAAAGUGGUUCAGAAACUGAUUCCACAGCUCCCAACACUGGAGAAUUUGCUCAACAUCUUUAUCUCGAAUUCUGGAAUUGAAAAGGCCUUUCUGUUUGACGUGGUCAGUAAAAUAUAUAUAGCCACAGAUAGCACUCCGGUGGACAUGCAGACCUACGAGCUGUGCUGUGACAUGAUAGACGUAGUCAUUGACAUCUCCUGUAUUUAUGGUCUCAAAGAAGAUGGAGCCGGAACCCCCUAUGACAAGGAGUCAACAGCCAUUAUAAAGCUGAACAAUACAACAGUUCUUUAUUUAAAGGAGGUCACCAAGUUCCUGGCUCUCGUUUGCUUUGUCAGAGAGGAAAGCUUUGAAAGAAAAGGGCUUAUCGACUAUAAUUUUCAUUGCUUCCGGAAGGCCAUCCAUGAAGUUUUUGAGGUGAGGAUGAAAGUAGUAAAAUCUCGGAAAGUUCAGAAUCGGCUACAGAAAAAAAAAGGAGCUACCCCUAAUGGGACACCUCGUGUGCUAUUGUAGAAGUUUUGGAAAUAUCUUUUGAAAUCAGAUCUUUUAGCCAAGGCUGCUACACUAUGUCACUAAGUGGAAGGAGGAGACUGGGACAUUUGACAUGACUUUGUUAUUAAAAAAUAAUUACUCCAGUUCUCUCAAUCUUCUGGUUUUUUUGUUUUUGUUUCUGUUUUUUUAAAUAAAGCACUUUGAAGCAAAAACUUGUAUAGUAACUAUAAAGUGACACCCACUGUAUCUUCCUGCUACAAAUGUAAACUUGUUUGAAGAGUGUGCACACUGCCAGGAACUGUACAUAUUUUGCACUUUUUUCAUGGUUUUUCCUCAUUGAACUGAACUUUGAUAAGAUGACUUUUGUAAGCUCUUUUCUGUACUUGGUGUGUAGGACACGGAUACUGUAGUCUGUCCGUAUAGUAGUCAGAAAUCAAUCAAGAAUGCAUUGCUAAUGGCUUUUUUUUUUUUUUUGUAAAUCGGAGUAUCUUUGCUACUAAUUAUUGAGCAAAUCAUUUUUUUUCAGUGGAUCUGGAGCAGAUGGGAGCUAGACGUUCCUAAAGCAAUAAGAGCCAUCCCCCAUUUCUAACAGGUAUCAAGACUUUUAUAGACAAAUAUUAGCCCCCAACUUACCUAGAACUGUCUAUCCCCAUGGCCUCAUUUCCCUCUCCAACAGUGUAUAUGAUGCUUUUUGCCUUGACACACAUCCCGCCACUUACUUUAUGCAAGAGGUGAUUUCUCUUUGCUAAAUUGUUAUUCUUUAGAACCUUUGGGACCAGAUUUCCAAAAUGGUGCCUAUCACUGGAGAGAGAUCCAGAUGUUGCUGAGGCAGGGAUUCUGAGGUUCUCCUGUAACUACCACUUAGGGCUAAAAUACAAAGGCCAAAUGGUUUCUCAAAUGGAGCUGUUGGCCAUUUCAGACUACAGUUCUGUAACUCUGGGCUCCUUUCAAUGGCCUAUGUUGUGCUACAUUUACAAUCUUUAGGACCAGUCUUUCACUGUUUCAUGACCAUAGUGACUGGAGGGUCCCAUACAUGUCCUCCCCUCACGCCCAUGGAGGGGCUCCUACUGGUUCCAUCCUCCACCUGAGUCACCUUUUCAUCCCUGCUACUGUGCCUGGAGUCCUAUGCCUGGUCCCCCCUCGAGACUGACUUCAGUUUGCUCCCAGCAUGCUGUGCAAGGCUGAGGAGCCAUCCAAAAGCCUCCUAACCACCAGUGGGUGGCUGGAAGAAGCAGUAUCUUUGUUAUGUAUUUGUUUCUAGAAAGUUCUUUGACUUGGGCCUGGGAAUGUGGCUCUGCAUGCAUGGAGCCCUGGGUUCGAUUCCUCAAUACCACAUAAACAGA
Molecule: messenger RNA, 2615 nt
Organism: Dipodomys spectabilis (banner-tailed kangaroo rat)
Lineage: Eukaryota; Metazoa; Chordata; Mammalia; Rodentia; Heteromyidae
Gene: Rragd
Product: Ras related GTP binding D
Exons: 7
Coding region: 94-1293 (399 amino acids)
Biological process (GO): positive regulation of TOR signaling; cellular response to amino acid stimulus; regulation of autophagy
Cellular component (GO): Gtr1-Gtr2 GTPase complex; nucleus; lysosome
Molecular function (GO): GTPase activity; GTP binding
Source: RefSeq, a predicted model, not a curated record